This is a messenger RNA of Phytophthora nicotianae INRA-310, 162 nucleotides long. RefSeq lists its product as hypothetical. Bases 1 to 162 code for a protein of 53 amino acids. NCBI's taxonomy places the organism in Eukaryota, Oomycota, Peronosporomycetes, Peronosporales, Peronosporaceae. The record is from RefSeq and is a predicted model, not a curated record. The transcript has a single exon.
AUGACGGCAGCUCUGAAAGUGAAGAAGAAGGUGGUAGUGCUGAUGAAGCGACCGACGAACACCACGAACACGACUCAACCCCUUGCGCUGUCAUUGGAUGAUAUUGGCAUAAUGACAGGCGCUCACAUUGUGAAGUCAACUCAAGAGUCCAAGAAGGGCUAG